AGAAUUCGGGAAGAGUUGAAAACCAAAUGCGUACUGCCAAUCCGAUAAUACUUUUAGUAGGAAAAACCGGUUCAGGAAAAAGUACUUUAGGAAACUGUCUUCUCGGGAAAGCGCAUAAUGAUGGACCUUUUUAUACUUCAGCGAGUAUGGAGUCGGUCACGGAUGAAUGUUGCGUAGCGACUACGUUAAUCAAUAAUACAAUUUAUGAUGUUGUUGACACGCCCGGAAUUUUCGAUACCCAACAAAACAUUGAUGAAACUCUUAAAAAAAUUGCAAAAGCCGUCAAUAAAAGUGAUCAUGGAGUAAAAGCAAUUCUUGUUGUUUUUGAAGCGUAUCGCUUUACCAAUGAACAAAAGGAAGUUUUGAGCAGAAUAAGAGAUUUUCUUGGAAAAGACGCGACAAAUCAUAUCAUCGCUGUUUUUUCCCAUGCAAAUAAAAGGCAGACCGAAUGUAAGGAAGAAAUGAAGAAGGCCUGGAAUAAGCCCGUUCAGUCCUUUAUUCAAAAUGUUGGAAAUCGUUGGGGAAUCUCUCCGAAUCCCGAUAUAUUCUUGCCUAACGACCCAGUUUAUGGUGCACGAUUAAUGGAAAUCAAGGAAUUAAUAAAUGACAUACAGGGAGUUUACGCAACUGAACGGCUUGAAAAGAAUCUGCGCGAACAAGAGAAGGAUCGACUGCGGAAAGAAGAGGAGGAUAGAAGAGAAAGGUCGGAAUACGAAAAAAGGCUAAAAGAGAGUGCAAGAAAAGAAACUGAAGAGAAACAUAGGCGAAAGAUAGAUAGGUUUAAUAGGGGAAAUAGCGAUAAAGCUGUUAGAAGAUGA
Acaulospora morrowiae is the source of this 818-nucleotide messenger RNA. NCBI's taxonomy places the organism in Eukaryota, Fungi, Glomeromycota, Glomeromycetes, Diversisporales, Acaulosporaceae. The record is from the annotation of a GenBank genome assembly.